CUUUGUUUCCAGAGAUUGUAUGGAAAAAUGUAAGCUUGUUGGAAAAAGUUGAUAACAAUCUAGAAACUAACAGCCGUUCCUUUUCACACGUUCUGUAGAUUUCUAAUUCUGUCUCUGCGCAAAAAUCUUUGUUCAAUGUACCGUAUAUACUCGCGUAUAAGCCGAGUUUUUCAGCACCCAAAAUGUGCUGAAAAACUCUACCUCGGCUUAUAUGCGGGUCAGCUAAAAAGGUUGACGCUUACUCAGUGUGUGUAGUGACUCCUCCGUGCUGCCCGUACUUCUCCCCGCUCGUGGCUUCCUCAGCCCCUCCCCUCUAAGCUCUCGUCACACAGUACUCCUCAGCCCUUCCCCUUUUUGCAAUGUGUGCGCAUUACCGUAUUGCGAGAGGCGUAGGCCGUGUCAGUGAAUGUGUGACAGGAGCGGGGGCAGAGAGGAGGGGGAACAAACUGAUCGGCACAGUGCGGAAUUGUUUGUGUUUGUAGUGUGUGUUGCCGUGGGAUAGUGUGGUUGUAGGGAAGGUUCUGGUAUGGAGGACAAGACGUUUACUAAAGAGCUGGACCAGUGGAUCGAGCAGCUGAAUGACUGCAAGCAACUCAACGAGAGCCAAGUGCGCAACCUGUGCGAGAAGCUCAUAUCCAGGCAGCCCGUGCCCUGAUGAUAACAAGCUCUUUCCUGGGGCUUCCAGCAGUGUUCCUGCUUCUUUCUGCCAUGCCCUUUAUUCGAAUGGGCCAUGACCCUGGCGCGGAGAAACACAAGCGAUUUCGCCUGGGAGGAAUACUCAUCGUCAUAUUAGCUCUGUGCACCAUUAUAGCCACUAUAUGGUUUCCAGUCUCCACCCACAGGGAGACCACCAUCGUUACAUUUGGAUACUCCUUGUAUGCUGGAUGGAUAGGGGCAGCAUUUUGCCUUUUUGGUGGCUCUGUCAUUGUCUGUUGUGCGGGUGAAUUCAAUGCAUUCAUGGAAAACAGAUUCUAUUACUCAUCCCAAGGAUCCGGCUCUCCAUCUCACGCCAAGAGUGCUAAUGUCUAAGGAUACAGUGAUUUUAGCCAAGGCUGAUUAACCUGAACCUCCAUUACACUGUUGCUGAUGAACUAUGAGAACUUACGUGCCUCCGGUUUUAUCUGUGUAUGCUGUUCUAAAACAUAAAUGACAUAAUAUGAAGCAAUGUGCCAGGUGUCUAAGUGUUAUCCUCUACAGUUAAUAAUGUUAGACACCUCUGUUUUUUUUUUUUUUAUUCCAUUGGUGCUUAGAGUAAUAUGCUUGGAGAUGAAGAGCUCGGUAAGGUAAACAGAGUUCAGGUUAGAUACAUGUUUCUUGAUAGAAAAGAUGUUCUGUGUGUAACUUGCCUAAUACUGUUUUAUUAAUGAAUUCAAGUACGCUGUAAUGGACAAGCAACACCUUUAGCUAUGUGGGUGUUAUCAUUCUUUCGCUGGCCUCCCACACCUAUUUCUGGUACCUCUAGUUUGACUGCAACAUCUAAUUUAAGAUAUGCCUAAAAUGUUCAUCAUUUUAAUGGAUUGAAUUGGGAAUGAGUGUGAGGUCUCAGGGCCACAGUGAGAGGGGGGUGGGUACCUGUCAAAGGGGAUUAUAGUAAUCAAGGAUAUCCUGUUGUUGAUCCACAACUUAAAAAAUCACUUACAGCCUUUUAAUUGUUAGAAAAUGUAAUACUUUUAUCUACACCCCCCCCCAAAAAUUGCCCUUCUAAUUCUGGGGUCUGGGCCUCCCCUGAACCCUACCUUGAGGAAGCCAUAGUAUCCUAAUUCUUAAAGCCAUUUACUGUGGCUUCAACAAGAGAAGAAGGCAGUAAAAUAUCCAUGAACAUAUAUGUGUUGCUUGUCCUUUAAGGAGCAUACCUUUUCUUACCAUACAUUUCUAAGUCAAUUUGCAAUUUAGUUUUUGUGUUUUCUUUAAUGUUUUUGUUCAGCAGCUCACCAAUUUGGAAUUUCAAACUACCUUUUUAAAGCAACAUUGACCCAUUUAAAUUGGGCUUGUGGCCCAAUAAAUACAAGAGGAUCCUGCAAUGAGAACUUUGUACAUCUGGUUCCAUGUACUUCAUUCCUAUAACUUUAGUAUAAUUCUCCCUUCCCAUGUUUGAUUAUAGUGUACUGGUGGGUAACCUAAUUGUCCAUUUGUUUAUGACAGCAGAUAAAAGGAGUGCCAUGUUGCUGGCAAGCAGAAUUCUCAUUAGUGAAUCGUUUUGCAUCUGAAAGAGCAAUGUUGCAUGGGGAGAUUUGUUGCCUACAUUAAAAAUGAGCUUUCCCGCGAUCAAACUGAAUCGCCGCUAGUAAUGUAAUUCACUUGCAGCGAUUACAAGGUUAGCAAGCGACAAUGUAUUUUCAAUGAGUUUUUUAGCCCAUGGUAACAAUUUUUUAACAUGGGUGACAAAUCUCCCUGCGUGUUAUCGUUCUAAUUGUGUACGUGGUUUAACAGGACAGUUUUAUGGUGCCUUAAAUCCCCUUUUUCUGUAAUUGUCAGUUGCAUAUUGCUUGCUGAAAAACUAUGUCCUGUUUUGUUGUUUAUAUUUCUUCAUGCUAAACAAGCAAUGCCUUCUGGUCUUCAGUCCAACUGAAAUAAAGGGAACACAUUGUCGCUGCAUGAGAAACAAUAGCUGGGGUUCAGUCCAGCACACAAUCUGCUCCUUGUAAAGUGAACAAACAGUACCAAUAACAGCUCUUUCUUGCCAAACUGUGUUUCCCAACCCCUCCUUCACAGAAUCAAUGCCGAAUUGUAGGGUAAAUAUUUAGAAAAAUUGUGUCUAGAUUAUUUUACAAUUAUUCCUAAAAAGUGAAUGAAAGGUUGUGUUUUCAUGAGCAAAAAGAUGACUGCCCUUUUAUAUUUUUUGUGUGACUCAAUAUCCUUUUGUAAUAAGUAAGAAUCCAGAUGUGAAUGCCCAGAACAACAGAAAUCACCAAAUCAUAUACAGAUAAAUACCAUCAUUGUGUUUUGUGUAUAAUAAAGUGACCAAUUCUUAGAUGUUCAGUGUAUACAGUAGUAGUUUUGUCAUUAAAUCAAACAUAUUGGACCAAGCAAAACUACACAUCUGACAAAUGAAUUACGGGCUUUUAUUGUACUUGGAAUGCUGAACAAGCAGACACAUUACAGUUAACUACUGCCAUAUGCCCUUGCAGUAACAACACCAACUAAUGCAAUGGACUGCUGAAAUCAUUAGAACACCAUUAUUUCAAAUGCAGGCUUGUGGUUGUUUGAUACAAUACCCAGCAUUUAGCACAGUAACAGUUGCAGUCCAUUACCCUGGACACCUCAGCUGCCCUUUUUCAUGUUGAAUCCCCCCUAAUACAUGAGAGACAAACUUACCAUUGUGGAUUUGCUUUAUACACCUGAUUAUUUUUCCUCUCAGUGAUCUGUAAGUCACUCUCCUCUGAAGCAAAACAGAUGGCACUGUGGUUUAAAAAGCAACAAUUUAUUGCAUCAGGCUUUUAUGCAUACGGGCCUAGGCUAUGCUGGAGGCUAAGCACCCAGUGAAAUUGUGGCACAGCAUUGCCAGGAACAGUGUUUGAUUGUAUACUAAGGAGAGGGCUGAUUUGGAGCAGUCAUUUUCUAAAUGACUGUUUCAUCUGGCCUUAUCGGAGAGUCAGCUAUCAGUGGAAGUGGUGUUGUGUACUACUCAAUAGAAAUCAGUGAAUAACUGUUGUAAAACAAUAAUUACCUUUGAAUUUGAAUAGUGGGAGCUAAGGCAGAGAUGCAAGCGCUCAUUUAACAUAGAUGCUGAUUUGUUUCCAGUGAUAACAAAUCAGGUCUUUGCUGUCAUUGUAGUAGGCUGAUAAAAAAACUAGGGAAAUAUAGAUUAAGGGGGGAAUGUAAUAUUGGUCUCUAAAGCAAAAAUCAUUCCUAAUUCGUUCCUAAUGUGAAUAAAUGUUCGCAAAGUGAACAGUUUUGGCUUUGCAUACAAUUUGCCCUUCACACGCCAGUAGGAUAGUGAUUACAUUUGUUUAGUUUGCGAUAGUGCGCAGUAUAUAUAAUAAAACUUCUUAAUGAAAAAGUUAUGUUUGCAGCAAAACUUUAAGGUGUUAAAAGUUCGCAAUGUGCAAUUAAGAUUUGCAAUGCAAUAAAAGCCUAAUGAAGAAUAUUACAUUGCGACAUGCAAAUUGUAUUUCAUUACUCCUUAAGAGCUUUGGGGACUACUAAGGUCCCUUCUUUGAGCAUGGUGUCAUAUAGUAUCUGGAAUAGUACGACAGUUAUACACACUAGCACUGGGUAUAAGAACAUUGUUGCAAAAAUAGUUUUUUGAUUCCUCUGCCUUUCAUGCGGUUUUUGGUUGCAGUAUCAUGGCAUGCUGUAUAAGUUGUCCUGAAAGCUUACAUUUUGCUACUCUCUAUAGAAAACUAUUUGCUGAUUGGUUCAUACUUGCAAAUCCACUCGUGCAGUGGUUAUUUGUCCACACAGGCUAAAGAUUUGCUCUGCAAAUAUCAAUUUAAAGUAAAACUACAUAUUAAGUUCUUCUUGUGUACCUUUUUCUUUAUUUACACUUCCCAGUUUAUGAAAUAUUAAUGGCAUCCUGUCUGCACUGCCCUUAAUUUGUAUGAUUGAGUGGUAAUGGCAUAAUUCUAUUUGAAUGCUGUACUUAAGCCCAAGAAAAGGGUAAUAUACACAAAUGGCGGGGUUUAUAACUAUCCAAAAUUGAAGCAGUGCUGCAAUCCAUAGCAACGCAUGCAGUAUUUAUUCUUCAAUCCAAGGUUUUCUUUACCUGGUGAAUUACAGUUUUGCAUUUGUAUUAGAAAUGGAGCUUCAGUGUUCUCAUCUGGAAUCCAUUGGCUAAAUUAUGUAUGGAAAACAGAUCAGAGUGAAGGGAAAAUGUUGACAAACUCCCAUCAAUUUUCCACUGAAAUGGUAUCUAGCCUUGAAUUCUAAAUUUUCUUUCUCCAUUGUACAUACUUUGGGUAUAUAUUUGAUGUAUAUUCACCAGAACUUUAAUUCUGUUAACUCGGCAAUAAACGAUGUAAAAUAUACUAUUACUAUAAAGAAAAUAUUGACAUUUCUACUGUAAAUAAUAAUGUAACUAGAUUAUCUGUAAUACAGAUGUACUAACUGGUUAGUUUGCCAAAAUUUGUAUGACCGUUUUUAAAUAAAUAUCCUAACAUUUAUAUGUAUCGUACAAACCAAAAGCCAUUUGUAUCAUUGAGAUAUGUAAUAAAAUGUUCUCAGUCUA
Molecule: messenger RNA, 5167 nt
Organism: Xenopus laevis (African clawed frog)
Lineage: Eukaryota; Metazoa; Chordata; Amphibia; Anura; Pipidae
Gene: cldn11.L
Product: claudin-11
Exons: 3
Coding region: 655-1029 (124 amino acids)
Cellular component (GO): membrane; bicellular tight junction; plasma membrane
Molecular function (GO): structural molecule activity
Source: RefSeq, a predicted model, not a curated record